Messenger RNA from Prosopis cineraria, 1034 nucleotides. RefSeq lists its product as uncharacterized. The record is from RefSeq and is a predicted model, not a curated record. Bases 102 to 839 code for a protein of 245 amino acids. The transcript has 2 exons. Lineage: Eukaryota; Viridiplantae; Streptophyta; Magnoliopsida; Fabales; Fabaceae.
UAUGAACAACACAAUCACUUCUAUUUAUACUAUCUCUCCUUCCCUCCCUCCCUCUCCGAAAGCGCCAAGGAGAAGACGAAGAAGCUCUCUCGAAGGUAUUAAUGGCUGCCGACGUAAGCUCUCUGGUUCAGAUCCUGGGAGGCGGAGGCUGCAAGGACGACCAGCACCGGCCGGCGGUGAAUGAUUCCACCCGCGAGAAACCGGUGGCUCUGAUUACUCGAGACCUGCUCGGCGGCACCUCUAAUUGCGUCGUCGAAUCUCAGGAUUUGGAUCUUGACCUUCCGGUUCCUAGUGGAUGGGAGAAACGCUUGGACCUCGAGUCAGGGAAAGUGUACAUUCAGAGGUGUGACACUUCAAGCUUACCUUCCAUGUCUGAACAAAAACUCCAAAUGAAUCAUGAAGGUACAUCAACACAGUUAAAACUCAAUUCGCCAUUGAAGGCACCUCUGAACCUUUUUGAUGAAACAAGCUUGGAUUUGAAGCUUGUUUCAUCCUCAAACCCAUCGAGUAAUAAUUACCAGAGCGUAUGCACCCUUGACAAAGUGAAAUCAGCACUUGAAAGAGCAGAGAAAGAGCCAAUCAAGAAGAGAAAUUCACUCUGGAAACCACUGUCAUCACCAUCACCCUCCUCGUAUUCAUCUUCAUCCUCUUCCAUGAGAGAAGCUCAGGAAGAAGAAAGUGAAGAGAGAUUGAUGUCAUCACCAGUGGCAGCUGGAUGCCCUGGAUGCUUGUCAUAUGUACUGAUAACGAAGAUCAAUCCAAAAUGUCCAAGGUGUAAGUCGGUUGUUCCUUUCCCAUCGAUGAAGAAACCUAGGAUAGACCUCAACAUAUCGAUCUGAUAGAGAUUGAGGAUAUUUAAUAAUUGCAUCUGGAAAAAAAAUCUGUUGAUUCUGUAAAUGAUAGAUGAUAUUAGGCGUUGAAGGAUAGGAUUAUUUGAUCACGAUAUGUUAGCCAGUAAGCCAGGUCUUAUGUAUAUUGCAAAUGGAUUGCGCGCAGUUUGAUUAGCGAAGCCAAUAGAAUAUUUUAUACUUCAA